UACCAUCUUCUUCAUUCUUUUGCAUACCAAAAAUGGUGAAAUCUCACAUUCUUUUGUUACUGGCUUUCUGCUAUUUUCUUAUUGAUGUUGAAUCUUUAAUUGCUUCAAGUUGGACUAAAGGUCAUGCCACGUUUUAUGGAGGCAGUGAUGCUUCAGGAACAAUGGGGGGUGCUUGCGGUUAUGGUGAUUUGUACUCAGCUGGAUAUGGCACAAGAACCGCGGCACUAAGUACUGCUUUGUUCAACCAGGGUGCAGCUUGUGGCCAAUGCUACAAGAUCGCAUGUGAUCGCAAGGCAGACCCUCGAUGGUGCAAGAAAGGAUCUGUAACCAUUACCGCAACUAACUUUUGCCCACCGAAUUUUGCUGGUCCUGGAGGGUGGUGCAACCCACCCCUCCAACAUUUCGACAUGGCUCAACCCGCUUGGGAGAAGAUUGGCAUUUACAAGGCCGGAAUCAUUCCCGUUAUUUUUAAAAGGGUACCAUGCAAGAGACAUGGUGGAGUUAGGUUUACGAUCAACGGAAGAGAUUACUUUGAGCUUGUUUCAAUAACGAACGUUGCUGGAGCCGGAUCAGUUCAGUCGGUGAAGGUGAAGGGGUCUAGAACUGGCUGGACACCAAUGUCAAGAAACUGGGGUUCUAACUGGCAAUCAAACUCGUACUUGAAUGGCCAAUCUCUCUCGUUCAUGAUCACAACCACUGACGGGGUGACAAGAACUUUCCUAAACAUCGUCCCAUCAAAUUGGAGAUUCGGUCAAACCUACUCAAGCCGAUUGCAAUUCUAAAUGUAUUUCUAAGAUUUUGGAUUUGGUGUUUGAGGUUACGGUGUGCUUACUCUUUUUAAGGAAGCAUUCCGUUUAGUGGUUUUUUUUUUUUUUUUUUUCAUUUCUCACUCAAAGGGUACAUGAACUUGGGAGCAAAACGAGCUUACUCUUGUUCAAAUGGGACAAGCUCGUAUACACUCCAAUGUACUUAACAAUAUAGAAUAAUAAAAACUCAGCAACGUAUUAUGUGUUAUUGGUA
Molecule: messenger RNA, 1020 nt
Organism: Helianthus annuus (common sunflower)
Lineage: Eukaryota; Viridiplantae; Streptophyta; Magnoliopsida; Asterales; Asteraceae
Product: expansin-A11
Exons: 3
Coding region: 33-782 (249 amino acids)
Biological process (GO): plant-type cell wall organization
Cellular component (GO): extracellular region
Source: RefSeq, a predicted model, not a curated record